Molecule: messenger RNA, 924 nt
Organism: Paramuricea clavata
Lineage: Eukaryota; Metazoa; Cnidaria; Anthozoa; Malacalcyonacea; Plexauridae
Source: the annotation of a GenBank genome assembly
AUGGAAGUAGUUCAUGAAAAUCAAGUGAAAGAAAUUUUACCUUACCAAUUUGAGCCAGAAAUGGAAUUAAUAUCCCACUCAUCUGAUUCUGAAGAAGAUUCGUCUAGCUCAGACGAGAGUAUUGAUGAAGUAUUUGAGCUGGCAAACAGCUGGUGGAAAUCCACACUAAGUUGGUGUAAAUGUGGUCAUUGCAAAAUUAUGCCGGAAACUCUAGAAAAUUUUUGUUGCAAGGAAAGGGCGGUGGAGUACGAUGAGUACGAUGAGAAACUCUCUCAAGCCGAAAGUUCGGGAGACGCGUGUCUAACACAGUUGCCCGAUUUUCAACAGAAUAUGUUAACCGAAAGCGUUCUGAAAAUCGACGCUUGUAGAUAUGUGGAGGAAAACUGGCCGCCUCGUGAUGAUGAAAUGGCCAAAACUCACAAAAUUUUCCGGUUAGUUUCGUAUUAUAGAUGUUCAAGAUGGAUUUUUGAGUAUCUUGGGAAGAAGAAUCGCCGACCAUUUUCUGCGUGCAUUUAUACAGCUAUUCGGGAAAAGUUUUCAUCGCCCGAUGGCCUAUAUACUGGUUUUAAAUAUCCCAAGACUAUAAACAAGUACAGGUUUCAGCUUUGUUUUUAUUUUUGUUGUUGUUGGUUACUGCAUACUACUUUUAUAAUCAACUCAAAGUAUUUUCGCACAGAAAAAUCCUAUUUUUAUAGACGAAGUUAUUUAUAUUAACUCAAUUACUUAUUCAGACAUUUGUUUUCAUUGCAAGAACAGUUGCAAGAGCACAAAUUGCCACUUCCCUUGCAAACGCAUCUUUUUGUUGCACAUUUUCCUGUACAAGUACAACAGACUCCAUCAACUGGAAUUGCUGGUUUGGAGUACCUGCUAUGGCGUUUAGCAAUAACAUCUGCCUUGCUUGGUCUUGGUUUCCCAUCCAAGUAA